Messenger RNA from Colletotrichum higginsianum IMI 349063, 840 nucleotides. RefSeq names its product Coq5 family. Gene Ontology annotation, molecular function: S-adenosylmethionine-dependent methyltransferase activity. The transcript is spliced from 3 exons. Lineage: Eukaryota; Fungi; Ascomycota; Sordariomycetes; Glomerellales; Glomerellaceae. The record is from RefSeq and is a predicted model, not a curated record. The coding region runs from base 1 to 840 and encodes 279 amino acids.
AUGGCGGAUCAGCGAGACAAUCUCAUUGCCGCAUCACAUGGGUUCCUGGGCGACAUGAGCUCAGCGCUAAUAACGCACAUGGGCAAUACAGAACCGGUUGCUUUCUUCGACAAUGCCUGCGGAAGCGGUGUGUUGACCCAGGAACUUCAAAAACGCUUGGGCAAAGACGUGCUGGAAAAGAGCACUUUCCUCUGUGCAGACAUAGCGCAAAACAUGGUGGAUCUGGUGAAGGAGAGAGUGCAGGCCGAGGGCUGGCUCAACACCGAAGUGAGACUUCUUGACGCAACGAAAACAGGACUACCGGCAGACUCCUUUACGCAUAUUGGGCUCUGUAUGGCCCUCAAUAUCAUCCAGGAUCCUGACGCAGUUCUAGCUGAUUGUAAGCGGAUUCUGAAGCCGGGAGGUAUGCUCGGCGCAACCUUGCCGCACCCCAACGGCGUCUUCUGGACGGCGGACAUGCGUUCUGCGUUCCGCUCGUUUCCCUUUCCCGCUCCAUUUCCAGACACGCUGCCCACGCAGAUGCAUGAUCAAGGACACUGGUCGGACCAGGAUUGGGUUAUAAAUCAUCUCGAAGAGCAAGGCUUUAAAGAUGUCAAAGUGAAGGCAGCGAUUGGCACGUACUAUGUGAAGAGCGCCGAACACUACGUCAGUACGUUCGGAAUAAUGUUGGGGUGGUUUUUGACCCAAUGGUGGGACAAGGAGACGACAGAGGCCCAUCCUGUGAAUGAGGUCAGGGAAUUGAUAAAGAAGCACUUGAAAGAGAAAUACAAGGGCGAGGGGUGGGAGAUGGAAUGGAUGCUUCUUUGCGUGACUGGCAGUAUCCCAUCGACUGCGGAGUGA